Beta vulgaris subsp. vulgaris (sugar beet) is the source of this 4261-nucleotide messenger RNA. Its product is annotated as kinesin-like protein KIN-12B. NCBI's taxonomy places the organism in Eukaryota, Viridiplantae, Streptophyta, Magnoliopsida, Caryophyllales, Amaranthaceae. The coding region runs from base 218 to 4051 and encodes 1277 amino acids. The transcript is spliced from 16 exons. Gene Ontology annotation, biological process: microtubule-based movement. The record is from RefSeq and is a predicted model, not a curated record. Gene Ontology annotation, molecular function: microtubule binding; microtubule motor activity; ATP binding.
ACACAUUUCAAAAAGUCAAAUAAAAACAAAACCAAAAUAAGUAAAGAUAAUAAAAUUUUGUAUUGUAUUUUGUUCCCCAACAAUUUCAAAUCCUUCCUUCAACGGCUACUUUUCCCCCAUUUUCUCUCUUUCUCUCUCUUUCUUCUCCAACUCUUCACUUCUUCAUCAUCUUCUUCAUCUUCAUUUUCUCUGUCCUCAGAAAAAAUCACAAUCAAUUAUGAAGCAUUUCAUGCUCCCAAGAAUAACUUCUCCAUUAUCGGAGCUUUCUACUACACCUCCAAACCCUAACCCUAACUCUAACCCUAAUUCGCAGAAAUCAAAAUCGUCUAAUCAUCAUCGGAAGCAAAAAUGUCCUCCUAAAGAUAAGGAAAACUCCGAUCCUUCCGACAUUAUCGCCGGAAAACCUUCGCCGGCGGGAAAAAUGAAGAGUCCUCUUCCGCCGAGACCGCCGCCAUCAAUGGCUAAUUCUAAUCCUCUUAAGCGCAAGCUUAGUAACGAUGUCGUUUCUGAUAUCUUAGUUGGUGGUUCUUCUUCUUCGUCUUCGUUGGAUUCUGGUGUUAGGGUGGUAGUGCGGAUGCGGCCAUUAAACAAGGACGAACAAGACGGGGAUUUGAUUGUUAAUAAAGUCUCAAAUGAUUCAUUGACAAUUAAUGAGCAUAAGUUUACUUUUGACUCUGUGGCUGAUAUGGAGGCAACCCAGUUAGACAUUUUCCAGCUUGUAGGAGCUCCUCUUGUUGAGAACUGUCUUUCUGGGUUCAACAGUUCUGUGUUUGCUUAUGGACAGACGGGAAGCGGAAAAACAUAUACAAUGUGGGGACCUGCCAAUGCUUUGCUCGAAGACAACCUCGCAAAUGAGCAACAGGGUUUAACACCUCGUGUGUUUGAACUGCUUUUUGCUCGAAUAAAUGAGGAACAAAUCAAGCACGCAGACAAACAGCUUAAGUAUCAGUGUCGUUGCUCUUUUCUUGAGAUUUACAAUGAACAAAUUACAGAUUUAUUGGAUCCAACUCAGAAGAAUCUUCAGAUAAGGGAAGAUGUCAAAUCUGGCGUUUAUGUGGAAAAUCUGACAGAGGAGUGUGUAUCAACAGCCAAGGAUGUCAUUCGGCUUUUAUUGAAGGGACUGUCACACCGCAGAACAGGUUCCACAAGUAUUAAUGCAGAGAGUUCACGUUCACAUAGUGUUUUUACUUGUGUUGUUGAAUCGCACUGCAAGAGCAUGUCUGAUGGUCUGAGCAGCUGUAAGAUGAGUAAAAUAAACUUGGUUGAUCUUGCCGGGUCAGAAAGGCAAAAGUUAACUGGUGCAGCUGGAGAGCGGCUGAAGGAAGCAGGCAAUAUCAAUCGAUCCCUUUCACAGCUGGGGAAUUUGAUAAACAUUCUUGCUGAAAUCUCCCAAACUGGAAAGCAAAGGCACAUCCCAUAUCGAGACUCCAGAUUGACUUUUUUGCUUCAGGAAUCUCUUGGUGGUAAUGCAAAAAUGGCAAUGAUCUGUGCAAUUUCUCCAGCGCAAAGCUGUAAGAGUGAGACAUUUAGCACAUUGAGAUUUGCACAGCGUGCAAAGGCCAUAAAAAACAAGGCUGUCGUCAACGAGGUGAUGCAAGAUGAUGUCAACUUCUUAAGAGAAGUGAUAAAGCAACUUAAGGAUGAAUUACUUCGAAUGAAAGCAAAUGGAAACCAUACUGACUCAAAGGCAGCAUAUGCAAACAGUUGGAGUGCCCGUAGAAGUUUAAAUCUUCUGAAGUUCAGCAUUAAUCAUCCGUCAGUUUUGCGUCAUGUAGAUGAUGAUGGUGAUGAGGAGAUGGAAAUUGAUGAAGAGGCUGUUGAGAAACUGUGCAAGGAAGUUGGUCAACAGUCAAUUCUCCUUGAACUUAGCCAAUGCAAGGAUAGUAUAGAAGAUAAAAACACUCAAAAUCCCUUUCCGAGUUCAUCUAGAGAUGGAUGUAUAAAGAAGCAAAGUUCUGAAGUGUCAGACGUGAGUAUGGAAGAGGGAGUUUCAGAAAUAGAUGAUGAUGAAAUCAUAGUAGAUGGAGGGGAUAUGUCGACUGCCCGGAGCAAUAACCCAGUAAAGGUAGAAGUAGGAAUUGUGAAUGAGUCCCCAAAUGGCUUGUUAGAGGCUCUAGCUCCUAAACCAAGUGUAAUUUCUUGUGAUGUUUCUCCCAUUCUGCCAUCUCCCCCUCAGAGUGUUUCCCCAAGAAUUGUUAGUAGUAGCAGAAAGAGUCUAAGGACUUCAUCAAUGCUAACUGCAUCUCAGAAAGAUAUAAAGGACACACAGACAUUAUUGACAAAGUCUUGCCACAUGAAUUCCCUGCUUGCCCUGACUACUUUACCUGGCAAUAAUGCUCGUAGCACUACCGAACAUCUAGCAGCUAGCCUUCAUCGUGGUCUUGAGAUCAUUGAUGGUCAGAGGAAGAGCUCUGCUUUCAGAAGGAGCUCAUUCCGGUUUUCAUACAAGCCUGCAGAUUUGAAGCCAAUAUUACCUAUCGAGAAAGUUGAUGUAGGUAUUCAAACUCUACCAGAAAGUACAGAAAUGCCAGAAGUAGAUAGCAAAACUUAUCUUUGUAGUAAUUGCAAGAACAAGAAUUUUGAUGGAGAUGUGAAAGAAGCCAACGACCCCUCAAACCUACAGUUGGUUCCUGUGGAUAGAUCAGAGUCAGCUGAAAAGACUAAGAAACAAGUUCCAAAGGCGGUAGAGAAGGUUCUGGCUGGAGCAAUUCGGAGAGAAAUGGCACUUGAGGACUUCUGUGCCAAGCAAACUUAUGAGAUCGCACAGCUAAAUCGCCUGGUUCAGCAAUACAAGCAUGAGAGGGAAUGCAAUGCAAUUAUAGGUCAGAUGCGGGAGGAUAAAAUACUUCGACUUGAGAACCUCAUGGAUGGGGUCUUACCUACUGAGGACUUCAUGGAAGAAGAACUAAUAUCUGUUCGUAAAGAGCAUGAGCUACUCAAGGAGAAAUACGAAAACCAUCCUGAGGUCUUGGAGACCAAAAUUGAGUUAAAGAGAGUUCAAGAUGAGUGGGAGAGGUUGCGUAAUUUCUUUGAUAUGGGUGAGAAGGACGUCUUACUGGAGGAAAUCCAUGAUUUAAGGAGCCAACUUCAAUACUAUACAGAUAGUUCUCCCAAGGCUGCUAGGCAGCGGAAGUCUCUUUUGCAGUUGACUUACCCCUGUGAACAGAGUUCACCUCAACCACUGAACCCAAUACCAGAAUCAACUGAGGACAAUGCUGUUGAAAAACUUGAGCAAGAAAGGACUCGGUGGACUGAGGUGGAAAGCCAAUGGAUAUCUCUAGCAGAGGAACUAAAAAUGGAGCUUGAAUCUAGUCGUUCUCAUGCUGAACACCUUGAGCAAGAAAUUGAGGCAGAAAAGAAGAUCUCAGAGGAAUUACAAGAAGCCAUGCAGUUAGCAAUGGAGGGUCAUGCACGUAUGCUUGAACAGUAUGCAGAUCUUGAGGAGAAACAUAUGCAAAUGCUUGCAAGGAAUAGACAGAUGCGAGAAGGAAUUGAGGAUGUUAAGAAAGCAGCUGCUAAAGCGGGGGUCAGAGGGGCUGAAUCAAAGUUUAUCAAUGCCCUUGCUGCAGAGGUUUCUGCUCUGAAAGUGGAAAGAGAAAAGGAGAGGCGCUAUUUCAGGGAUGAAAAUAAAAUGCUUCAAUCUCAGCUAAGAGACACUGCAGAAGCUGUGCAGGCUGCAGGAGAAUUACUUGUACGCCUGAAAGAGGCUGAAGAAGCUGUAGCAGCUGCCGAGAAACGUGCUGCUGCGGCUGAAGCAGAAACUGCGAAUGCUCGGAAUCAGAUUGAUGAGCUAAAGAAAAAGCAUGAAACUGACAGAAGUAUAUUAAAUCAAACAAUUGCUGUGUCACGAUUACCAAAAGAGGCCUUACAGCAAGAUCCUUAUCCUACAUCCAGUAUGGCUAAAUUUGAUGCUGAAGGACACAGUGCUGGUGACGAGCGAUGGAAAGAAGAGUUUCAGGCGUUCUACAAUAACGAAAUAGAAGAUGAUCUAUCAUCUAAAUUCGCAGAACCUUCCUCAUGGUUUUCUGGGUAUGAUAGAUGCAACAUAUAGGUAGGAAAUUAAUAAGUCUUUCUGUAUGUAAAAUUACGAACAGUUAAUUUGUUAAAUAUUUCAAUAUAGUGUACCAUGUGUUGUUCAUCAAUGAAUAUAGGUUAGAAUCCCUCACCAUUUGUGAGGUCCAAUGUUUCUACUUCUUUUGUAGUAAAUUGUAUUAAAACUUAAAUUACCUCGGCUAUAAAAUUCAAUUUUUCUGGAGUUCAA